CGACCGCAGCGAAGCAGCCGGCGCUUCGCUCCCGCCGUUCCGUUCCGCGGGGUCGUUCCUAUGCUGCUGAUGAUGCUCGCUCGUCCACUCUCCUCCUGCGUGCACAUCCAUUUGAUCACUCUCUCGCUUGUUCUUCCCCUCACCGUGUGCAGGCUGUGAUUCUAGUCGUCUUAUUUUGUCUACUACCUAUUUUCUGUAUUCAGCCCAUCCACCCGCCUGCCUGCCUGUGGGGUGCUAUCAGUGCUGGUUCGCCUCAUCAAAUCCGUCUGCAGACGACAGCCUCAUAAGCAGAGCACCGUCCACCACCACCACCACCACCACCAGCCGUCAACGACAAACCCGCCUCCCACCCCGCGAACUUCUGCAUCCCGCUGCAGCGCACCAGCCAUCUGGGUGUGUGUGCGCGCGAGCCAGCUCCCAGCAGCCAUGGCCGACUUCUCGUGGCUCCGCAAGGUCGGUGCCACACCCGAGGCCGUCGCCGUCCUCAACGACCAGCCCCAGCUUUUCGUCACUCUCAUCCUCGUCCUCGUCGGCCUGGGCGUCCAGUGUGCCCUCAUCUGGUACAUCCACUUCGCCACCCUGAAGCCCGAGCAAAAGAAGAAGAAGAAGCCGGCCAAGGACAACGGCAAGGCUGCCCCCGCCAGAAGGUAAAAGGUGGCGCGACCGCACCUGCACGACUGCGCCCGUUCUGGAGGACCGAUCUCCUGUCUCGGGGCACCUUAUUGGAUUCUGUCGUGGCCCGCCUGUGGUAUUCAUGGCUUUCAAAUAGCGACCACAACCUUUUAUUUUGGCGUUGGGUGGACUAAACACUAGACACUACAUGAUUGACUCGUCUUGCUGGCAAGCGAUGACUGGGCGACAGCUAUUGUUUGUUGCACCUCUCCUGUUGCACUUAAUACAUUUGACAGAUUCCCACAA
Purpureocillium takamizusanense is the source of this 918-nucleotide messenger RNA. RefSeq lists its product as uncharacterized. The transcript has a single exon. Bases 427 to 651 code for a protein of 74 amino acids. NCBI's taxonomy places the organism in Eukaryota, Fungi, Ascomycota, Sordariomycetes, Hypocreales, Ophiocordycipitaceae. The record is from RefSeq and is a predicted model, not a curated record.